CCGCAACGAAUGCGGACAAGUAUAUAAAGGUAUCAGUAUGUUUCAACAGUCUUAAGUUGUUUGGGCUGGGAAGGCCUAAAGACGACAGUAUGUUUCUUAUAGGGAUGGUUUCCUUUUUUUGUUUAUUAAACGGUAUAGAACCCACAAAAGAUGACAAUUGGGAAACCGCAAUUCGCGAGGACCUAUUUCAAUUAAUACAAACAAGAAAAACGUCUCAAACACUGCGCGAGACAAUGGAAAAAUUGGAGUUCCGACCAACGUACCGCAAACGCAACCUACAAGAGCGCCUAUUGGAGCCGCUUGAGUGUACAUUUUGCAAAACUGCUAUAGGUGUAGUUAUAACGACACGGAAGAUAGGAACUUCGAAAGAUCGACUGGUUUCUAUGUUUACCAACCUCUGCAUCUUGUCGAAAAUGGCUUCCGAAGAAGAAUGCAAAGGACUCAUAAAUCUAAACAUCGACACUAUACUAUACGUUAUAGACAACCAGCCAUCUUUAAGACCUAGCAAGAUAUGUUCGAUUUUAUUUCAAGAUCUACACUGUCAGGACCUCUUUGGACGGGAAUGGGACCUUGGCCUUCCGCCUUACGAACCUCAGGCUCAGAAUAACAUCCCUGAUGACAUACAGAGUGGCUCGGUGAAAGUACUUCAUAUCACUGAUCUACACUACGACUCUCGAUAUGAAGUGGGAUCGAAUGCCGAUUGCGGUUUAUGCGUUUGUUGUCAAAAAGGUACCGUGCCCAGCUCAGAAUCGACUGCAGCCGGCUAUUGGGGAGAUUAUCGCGAUUGCGAUGUUCCAUGGCACUCAUUCCUCGAUCUACUCACACAUGUUAAAGAAGAACACAAAGACAUCUCGUAUGUGUACUUCACUGGCGACAUCAUUGCACAUAAGGUGUACGACACAAGCCAAACCGGAUGUAUUACCGACAUCACCAAGGUGUAUACUGAGUUGAAGAAUAGCUUUGGAGAUGUACCAGUAUACCCCACUUUGGGAAAUCACGAACCACACCCUGUAAACCUUUUUGCACCAGAAAAGGUCGACGCGAAUUUGCAGACACUCUGGUUAUUUAGAUUAGUCGCGGAGCUUUGGCAAGCAUGGUUACCAGCAGACACUAAAAAUACAAUAUUGAGGGGUGGAUAUUAUACGGUCUUGGUGAAACCUGGUUUUCGGAUUAUUGCACUAAACAGUAACGUUUGCGCAACCUAUAACUUAUGGCUGUUCCAUGACGAUUAUGAUCCAUAUGGACAAUUGAAAUGGUUAAUCGAUACUCUACUCCAUGCGGAAACUCAGAAGGAAAAGGUUCACAUCCUUUCACACGUACCUUCCGGAGAUUCCACUUGUGAAAGGAAUUGGGGUAGGCAGUACGCUAAGAUAGUAAAUAGAUUUUCCCACGUUAUUUCUGCACAAUUUACUGGGCACACCCAUUUAGAUGACACGGUAAUAUACUAUAGCCAUGAAAAUCGAAGUCAGGCCAAUAAUGUGGCCUUUAACGGGGGGAGCUUUACGACGUAUUCCUAUUUAAAUCCGAAUUACAAGGUGUACGAUGUGAACAAUCGAGGAAUGGAGGUCGCCAAUUUUGAAUCAUGGAUGUACAACAUGACCGAUGCAAACCAAAAUGCAUCCCUUAAACCAAAAUGGUACAAGCUGUAUGAUUUUAAAAGCGCAUACAAUGUAUCGAGCUUGCACCCACAGGAACUGUCAAAUUUAGUGGAACGUAUGACCAAAGACAAGAAGUUGACUCAGUUAUACUUCAGGUAUAAACACAGAGAUGCAGAUCCUAUGAUAUCGGAAGGGUGUGAUUCGCCUUGUGAGGUGGCCAAUAUUUGUACAAUGGUUACGGCAACCUAUGGAAAUGACUACCACUGCAAGAUGUAUACAGGGCUCUAUUGGAAAAAUCGCUAUUUAGGUUGAUUUUUUUGUACCUAAUCAAUCAACAUUUGUACUUGUAUAUUUAACUAUUUAACAGGAGAUACUAUAAACAUAAAACGAACCCAAUUAAUUGUAGGUAAAUUAAACCAUGUUACUUGAUUA
Messenger RNA from Photinus pyralis (common eastern firefly), 2030 nucleotides. Its product is annotated as sphingomyelin phosphodiesterase-like. Lineage: Eukaryota; Metazoa; Arthropoda; Insecta; Coleoptera; Lampyridae. Gene Ontology annotation, biological process: ceramide biosynthetic process; sphingomyelin catabolic process. Gene Ontology annotation, molecular function: acid sphingomyelin phosphodiesterase activity. The record is from RefSeq and is a predicted model, not a curated record. Gene Ontology annotation, cellular component: lysosome. The coding region runs from base 90 to 1910 and encodes 606 amino acids. The transcript is spliced from 8 exons.